AUGGUAACAAUUAAUAAUGCACACUCAGAUUUAAUACACGAUGCAGUAUUAGAUUACUAUGGAAAGCGAUUAGCCACAUGCUCUUCGGAUAAAACUAUUAAAAUAUUUGAAGUUUCACAAGAUUCUCAAACUUUGGUUGAUACUUUGAUUGCUCAUGAAGGUCCGGUUUGGCAAGUUGAUUGGGCCCAUCCCAAAUUUGGUAUCAUAUUAGCCUCUUGUUCCUAUGAUGGUAAAAUUAUAAUUUGGAAAGAGGAUCCAAACACCAGUAAAUGGACUCAAAUUGAUACCUAUAAUGUCCAUUCCGCUAGUGUUAAUUCAAUUCAAUGGGCACCACACGAAUACGGGCCUUUACUUUUAGCAGCCUCUUCUGAUGGUAACGUCUCUGUUAUUGAGUUUAAAGAUAAUGGUACUACUGAACCAAUAAUUAUUAAUGCACACGCUAUUGGUGUCAAUACAGCCUCUUGGGCUCCAGUAGCUGCUUCUUUUGAUAAUGUUAGAAGAUUUGUUUCUGGUGGCGCUGAUAAUCUAGUUAAAAUCUGGAAAUAUGAUCAAGAUGCUCACACUUAUGUUUUAGAAGAAACUUUAGAGGGUCAUAGUGAUUGGGUAAGAGAUGUUUCUUGGUCGCCAAGCGUUUUAACACGUUCUUAUUUAGCAUCUGUAUCUCAAGAUCGUACAUGUAUCAUUUGGACUCAAGAGAAUGGCAAAAAAUGGAAUAAAACACUGUUGAAAAACGAAAAGUUUCCAGAUGUUUUAUGGAGAGCUAGCUGGUCCUUAAGUGGUAAUAUUUUAGCCGUAUCUGGUGGUGAUAAUAAAAUUACACUAUGGAAAGAAAACUUAGAAGGUAAAUGGGAACCAGCUGGUGAAGUCGAACAAUAA
This is a messenger RNA of Saccharomycodes ludwigii, 876 nucleotides long. RefSeq names its product GTPase-activating protein SEC13 (gene SEC13). The coding region runs from base 1 to 876 and encodes 291 amino acids. The transcript has a single exon. Lineage: Eukaryota; Fungi; Ascomycota; Saccharomycetes; Saccharomycodales; Saccharomycodaceae. Gene Ontology annotation, cellular component: COPII vesicle coat; nuclear pore outer ring. The record is from RefSeq and is a predicted model, not a curated record. Gene Ontology annotation, molecular function: protein binding; structural molecule activity. Gene Ontology annotation, biological process: protein import into nucleus; positive regulation of TOR signaling; COPII-coated vesicle budding.